AAGGGUUCGCGUCAGUCUACACCGAACUCCAACCACGGAAACAAGUGGCCUGUAGUUGGUAGUACGUUACUCUUGUUUACUGUUUACAACGGGUUCAUUCAAACCUUUCACUACCUUUCCCACAUCGGUCCCGAAGAUUCGACCAUAAGUGAUUUCAACGGUAUUGCAUCGCACUCUAUUGUUGCCCAGCUGUGCCACUGAAGGUGAGCAGAAAGAUAAAAGGAUCAGAUCAGGAUCAGGAUCAGGAUGGUGAGAGGUGGCGGUACGCGAUCAGAGCAGGGCCUAUCUGCGCAGGACAAGGCCGAAUUGGUGCUGCUUCACGCAUCAGGCCUGACCGGCAGUCAAACGGCCCUCGAGUUCCACACUCGGCACCCUGACAAGCCGCUUCCUGACCGCUCGACGGUCGGAACUCUCCACGACAAGUUCAGACGUACCGGCUCCGUGUCCAGUCGAACCAGAAUCAUGUCGGCGUUCAAGUCUCGACUGGGCGUGUCGGAGGUGACUGACAACAAGAGCAACCUGGGCCGCGCUCUGGUGGCUGAGAUGGUCGGCAACUUUGUGCUCAACUUCUUCGGCUGCCUGUCAGUGCUCGACCUCAACCAGGCGGCCAACUCCAAUGCGGCGCCCAACAUUGUUGUCAUCGCCCUCUCCUUUGGGCUGGCCAUCAUGGCUUGUGUGCAGUCAUUGGGUCACGUGAGUGGUGCACACAUCAAUCCAGCUGUGACGUUUGGCUUCAUGGUGACUGGAAAAGUGACUAUUAUCAGAGCACUGCUUUACAUCGUCGCACAAUGCCUUGGAGCCAUCGGUGGAUCUGCUGCACUCAAGGCCCUGACACCUCCCGCUUACGCAGAGAGUGGACUUGGCAUGACCACCAUCAACGAGGCGAGUGGCCUGACAGCCGUGCAGGGAUUCGGAAUCGAGUUCUUCCUCGGAUUCAUCCUGGUUCUGGUAGUCUUUGGAGUCUGCGACCCCAACAAGGCUGACCUCAAAGCGCCGGCUGCUGUUAUCAUUGGACUUACUGUUGCUCUUGGACAUCUUGGUGCU
Messenger RNA from Nilaparvata lugens (brown planthopper), 1044 nucleotides. Its product is annotated as aquaporin AQPAe.a-like. The record is from RefSeq and is a predicted model, not a curated record. NCBI's taxonomy places the organism in Eukaryota, Metazoa, Arthropoda, Insecta, Hemiptera, Delphacidae. Gene Ontology annotation, cellular component: plasma membrane. Gene Ontology annotation, molecular function: water channel activity. Gene Ontology annotation, biological process: transmembrane transport.